AUGUCAGAUAAUUCUGCUGCAGAAAAGAGAAAAAGAUCGAGAGCUGAUAGGGACCACCGUGAUGCUGACGAAGACAUCACUGAUGUUUCCUCUGGCGAGGAAGAAGUAGUUGAUUCAUUAGGUGAGGAUGAAGAUAUAGAUUCUGAAGAUGAAUUUCAAGGUGAGAACCCUGCCGAUAAAAGAAGACGUCUAGCUAAACAAUAUCUGGAAAAUUUGAAGGCAGAAGCCAAUGAAAUUGAUACAGGUCUAGACAACGUCGAAGAAGGUACCACUGUUAGAGAAGUGGAUGAAUAUAACAACUUCGAUGCUGCAGAUCUAGAUAGAGAUAUUAUUGCAGCUAGAUUAAAACAAGAUGUAGCUGAACAGAAGGGACGUGUCUUUAGAUAUGUUGGCGAUAAGCUAUUAAUUCCAGAAGCCACCAUCUCUUUUACGAGAGUAGGAGAUAAAAAUUUGACCAGUAUGAGUUGUCACCAGUCUGAGCUUAAUAAAUUUGAUGCUGAAGUUGAACAAAGUAAAUUGAAUGGCUCUACGAAGAAAUUAGGUAAAAUAUUUGCCUAUACUGUUAGUAAAGAUUUGUGUUUAACGAAGUAUGAUAUAUCAGAUUUUUCCAAGAGACCUCAAAAAUUAAAACACGUGAAAGGUGGUGUUAGAUUUAUUCCUAAAUCAAAUAUUGAAAUCGAAAACACAACCGAGGGCCAUUAUGAUGAAAUCCUUGCUGUUGCCGCAUCUCCAGAUGGGAAAUAUGUUGUAACUGGUGGUAGGGAUAAAAAAUUAAUUGUAUGGAGUACAGAAUCAUUGGCACCAAUUAAGGUUAUUCCAACAAAAGAUCGUCGUGGCCAAAUUAUGUCAAUGACUUUUAGAAAAAAUUCUGAUCAAUUAUAUGUAUCGUGCGCAGAUUAUAAAAUUAGAACAUAUUCCAUCAAUCAAUUUUCACAAUUGGAAAUUUUAUAUGGUCAUCAAGAUGCUGUAGUAGACGUUUCAGCACUAGGUAUGGAAAGAUGUGUGACAGUCGGUGCUCGUGACAGGACGGCUAUGUUGUGGAAGAUCCCAGAUGAAACCAGACUUACAUUUAGAGGUGGGGAAGAUUCUGAAAAACUAUUGAGAAGGUGGAUGAAAGCCAAUGCAAUUGAAAAAGAAGAUGGAGAAAUUGAGUACCCAGAUCAAAGUGAAGCACCAGUCUUCCAUACAGAAGGUAGUAUCGAUGUUGUUAGUAUGAUUGAUGAUUCACACUUUAUUACAGGAUCUGACAACGGUAACUUGUCUCUAUGGUCAAUUGCUAAAAAGAAACCUAUACAUAUAGAAAGGGCGGCACAUGGUGUAAUGGAAGGCCCAACUGUUGACACCAUAUCUGGCGAAACCAAGGAAGAUGUAAAAAUAAGACAACUACAAAAUAAAAAGUUAAAACAUCCGUAUUGGAUUACUGCUAUCUAUGCCAUUCCUUAUUCAAAUACAUUUAUUUCUGGUUCCUGGAACGGUAGUCUGAAGGUUUGGUCACUAGAAGAGAACAUGAGAUCAUUUAAGCUAAUUGGAGAAUUACCUAAUUGUAAAGGUAUCGUAACUAAGAUACAAGUUGUCGAGAGUGGGAAACGUGAUAAAGAAAUAUUCCGUGUCUUAGCCAGUGUGGCCAAAGAACAUAAACUAGGUAGAUGGGUUCAAAAAGUUCCUGAAGCCAGAAAUGGUAUAUACUCUGCCACUAUCCAACAAACUGGGUUUUGA
This is a messenger RNA of Maudiozyma saulgeensis, 1716 nucleotides long. The record is from the annotation of a GenBank genome assembly. NCBI's taxonomy places the organism in Eukaryota, Fungi, Ascomycota, Saccharomycetes, Saccharomycetales, Saccharomycetaceae.